Chaetura pelagica (chimney swift) is the source of this 1929-nucleotide messenger RNA. RefSeq names its product Rho GTPase activating protein 18 (gene ARHGAP18). Gene Ontology annotation, biological process: regulation of small GTPase mediated signal transduction; regulation of actin filament polymerization; signal transduction. Gene Ontology annotation, cellular component: cytoplasm. The transcript has 14 exons. Gene Ontology annotation, molecular function: GTPase activator activity. NCBI's taxonomy places the organism in Eukaryota, Metazoa, Chordata, Aves, Apodiformes, Apodidae. The record is from RefSeq and is a predicted model, not a curated record. The coding region runs from base 1 to 1929 and encodes 642 amino acids.
AUGCUAACCAAAAAUUGCUUUUUGUUUUAUGUUUCUAGCCGUCGGACUGGCCAGUAUACAAUGAACCAUGACCAUUCCAAGAAGACCCCUGAUGGAGCAUCGUUUGAUCGUUCAGGAUCCCAGGACUCCUUGGAUGAACUGUCUAUGGAUGACUACUGGAAAGAACUUGAAAACAUCCAUGAAACCAGAGGAAAUAAUAAUGAGGAACGAGUUGCACUUGUACUGAAAGAGCCAGAUGAAGGGGAACUGGAAGAAGAAUGGCUGAAGGAGGCAGGUCUGUCAAAUCUGUUUGGUGAAAGCUCUGGUGACUCCCUGGAAAGUGUGGUGUUUCUGUCCACGCUGACCCGAACCCAGAAGGCCGCAGUAGAAAAGCGAGUAGAAACUGUCACGCAAACCAUGAGAAAAAAAAACAAACAGCAUCAGAUUCCUGAUGUCAGAGAUAUCUUCAGGCUACAAAAUGACUCAAAGGGAAAAAUCUGUGAUGGAAGUGAAUCCUCAACUGUGAGAACAAGUGAAAACAAAAAUGAAACACAAGAUGAAACAAAAAGUCCAAAGUUCAGUCUUCGAACGGAUGAACAGAAGAGCCCUCUUAAAGACAUGCCAUUUUCAGACACUGACAUCAAUUUGGAGAUAUCAUUUUCAGAACAGGCGGCUAAUCUCAAAGACAGCUCAGUAGGCAAAAUGUGCAGAGGUGGAGGGAGUGACACUCUUCUCCCGAACUUCAGGCUGCCGAAGGACAAAACAGGUACCACAAAGAUCGGUGACCUGGCCCAUCAGGAUAUGAAGAAUGUCUAUUCUUUAGCACUGAUUGAAUUAACUGCUCUCUAUGACGUACUUGGGAUUGAGUUCAAGCAGCAAAAAGCUGUAAAAAUAAAAACCAAAGACUCUGGCUUGUUUGGUGUCCCACUGUCAGUUUUACUGGAACAGGAUCAGAAGAAGGUGCCAGGAACCAAGAUCCCACUGCUUUUUCAAAAGUUGAUUGCCCAGAUAGAAGAGGCAACUCUGGAAACAGAAGGACUUCUUAGAAUACCAGGAGUUGCAACAAGAAUAAAGAGUCUUUGCCAAGAACUGGAAGCAAAGUUUUACGAAGGGACUUUCAACUGGGAAAAUGUGAAGCAACAUGAUGCAGCAAGUCUUUUAAAACUCUUCAUCCGUGAACUGCCUCAGCCGCUCCUCACUGUAGAAUAUCUCAAAGCUUUCCAAGAUGUACAGAAUCUUCCAACCAAGAAACAUCAACUUCAAGCUUUGAAUCUUUUGGUUCUCCUUCUACCUGAAGCAAACAGAGACACUCUGAAGGUACUGCUUGAAUUUCUCCAAAGGGUUAUUGAUCAUCGAGACAAAAAUAAAAUGACAUUGAAGAACGUUGCAAUGGUGAUGGCCCCAAACCUUUUCACCUUUCAUGGAUUUGGCUCAAAGACUAUUGAACAAAGCGAGUUUGUUAUGGCAGCUGGAACAGCAAAUGUCAUGCGCUUUAUGAUUCAGUACCAAAAACUUCUCUGGACAAUUCCCAAGUUUAUUGUCAACCAAAUAAGAAAACAAAACACUGAAAGCCAGAAGAAGGAGAAAAAGGACAAAGCUAUGAAGAAACUUCUGAAAAAGAUGGCAUAUGACCGGGAAAAACAUGAGAAACAAGAGAAGACCCCUAAUGAUGCUGAUGUUCCUCAGGGAGUGAUACGGGUACAAGCGCCUCAUCUUUCCAAAGUUUCCAUGGCAAUCCAGCUGACAGAAGAACUGAAAGCCGGUGAUAUAGUAGCCAGGUUUCUCAGCCAGAAAAGUGGAAAUGUCCAAACUCUCAAGAAAGAAGAAGUCUUUCUAUAUGAAAUAGGAGGAAAUAUCGGAGAACGCUGCCUUGAUAAGGAUACCUACAUGAAGGACCUAUACCAGCUCAACCCAAAUGCUGAGUGGGUUAUAAAAUCUAAGCAGAGCUAA